AAAAAAAAAAAGAAAAAAAAAAGUCCGACUUUCUCUAGAAUCCUUGACCACGGAGUACUGUUAGAUAAUUCCCUCUUUCAACCUGGAAGUCUCCCUGCCACUCUUUGAGUGUAUUGUUGUUGAAUUUACCCUCCCACACUCUUCCGCACAGCACAAAUGGGCCUGGCGGCACCUCGCAAAAGAACAAAAAUCUCUCACGACCCUAACAAUACAAACUGGGCGCGAUCAACGAGCGGUUUCGGACACAAGAUCCUCAGCGCGCAGGGAUGGACUCCAGGCAGUUUCCUAGGCGCACACAAUGCCGCACAUGCUGAUAUGUUCACGGCUGCAAGUGCAUCCCAUAUAAGAGUUGCAUUGAAGGAUGAUACACUUGGACUUGGGGCUCGGCCGAAACGUGAUCUUCUCGACGAGCCUACCGGCUUGGACGCCUUUAGAGGGCUGCUGGGCCGAUUGAACGGCAAAUCAGAUACCGACAUUGCGGCUGAUCAGCGCAAGGUCGAUGAUGCCAAACUAGCUCGGUAUGUUUCUACAAGAUGGCAGACCAUCCAAUUCAUCAGUGGUGGCUUGCUGGCACAGGAAAAGGAGGAUUCGCUGCCUGCGCGUGAGAUUCGGAGUAGCCCCGGGGCCGAUAUGACAGACACGGGCGCGCAAACUUCCCUGAGCAACAAGGAUCCCGAUCUUGAAAACAGCCAUCUGAAACGAGCCGAGAAAAAGAGCAAGCAGGGGGAUAAGAAGGAUAAGAAGAAUAAGAAAGAUAAGAAAGAUAAAAAAGAUAAAAAAGAUAAGAGGGAUAAGAGGGAAAAAAAGGAAAAGAAACGAAAGCGAAAGGAGAACGAUGGAGAGACUGAUUCUGCCAAUCAUGACCAAGACGUACCGGAGUCAGAGUCAGAGUCACAGAGUGCUACCAGCGAUGGUAGACCAAAACCACCGCUAGCGGCUAUGCCGUCAAGGGAGCGCCGGCCCUUGGGGAGACAGAUGCUCCGAGGUCGACAUAUCGCACAGAAGAAGAAAGCCCUGUUGGAUGAUAAGUCUCUGAACGAGAUAUUCAUGGUAAAAUCGUAACCACCUCGCGUACAUACAUCCAUAUACAUACCUACUUUACAUAGAGCAUCGUGCUGAAAACGUCUUUAAUUACC
Aspergillus steynii IBT 23096 is the source of this 1136-nucleotide messenger RNA. RefSeq names its product telomerase inhibitor/ribosome biogenesis protein PXR1 (gene pxr1). The record is from RefSeq and is a predicted model, not a curated record. The transcript has 3 exons. The coding region runs from base 157 to 1062 and encodes 301 amino acids. Gene Ontology annotation, molecular function: nucleic acid binding. NCBI's taxonomy places the organism in Eukaryota, Fungi, Ascomycota, Eurotiomycetes, Eurotiales, Aspergillaceae.